Molecule: messenger RNA, 551 nt
Organism: Soboliphyme baturini
Lineage: Eukaryota; Metazoa; Nematoda; Enoplea; Dioctophymatida; Soboliphymatidae
Source: the annotation of a GenBank genome assembly
AUGCACAACCAUACGAAUUUUUGGGAUGAGAACGUUCAGUGGAGAACCAUUAAGAAGAUAGUCAUGCACCCCCAAUAUAACGUCUAUACGAUGGAAAAUGACAUAAGUCUAAUACAGCUGUCGGAGCCGGUUGAAUUUAAAUUUAACGUCCAACCGAUUUGUUUGCCGCCGCAAUCAACGACCUAUGAGGCAGGUAAACUAGUCUACGCCACCGGCUGGGGCACUACCUCAUAUUUCGGGUUUAACAGCGACCUGCUACUUGAAGUUGGAGUGUGGACUGUAGAUCGCGAGAAGUGCAUAAUGGGCUAUAAAAAGUACGGUAAGAAGAUUAACGAUGAAGAAAUGAUCUGUGCUGGCAGUCCGUUCGGAGGCAAAGACGCAUGCGGGCGUGACAGCGGCGGCCCACUGAAUGCCCUUGACACAACUACUUACCGGUGGAUUCUUUAUGGUGUUACGUCUUUCGGCGAAAAUUGCGGUUUACCCGAGGCACCUGGAGUUUACACUAAAGUGGUACCAUAUCUUCAGUGGAUUAAACAGACUCUGAAAUAAUG